AUGUUUGCUGACUCACAAAAUCAAAAUGAUGUGGUUUCUCCUAAUCAACAAGAGGGGCAAAACCAGCAGAACAACCCACCCCCUCAGACUUAUUCAAGAACGACCCAUCGGUUUAAGAAAAACGUCAUCACGGAAGACUACAAACUCACGGGUCUGGUCCUGGGACUAGGCAUUAACGGCAAGGUGCUUGAGAUAGUCCAGAAGAGCAGUGGUGUCAAAUACGCUCUGAAGAUGUUACAGGACAGUCCGAAGGCAAGGAGGGAGGCGGAGCUUCACUGCAGGGCAUCGGCGUGUCAGCGGAUCGUACAGAUAGCUGAUGUCUACGAGAAUUUCUACCAGGGCAAGAAAUGCCUUCUUCUCGUCAUGGAGUACAUGGAUGGUGGAGAACUGUUCAGCCGUAUUCAAGCACGUGGGGAACAGGCUUUCACAGAAAGAGAAGCUUCAGACAUUAUGAGGAGUAUAGGAGAAGCCAUUGAAUUCCUCCAUGCUAUUAACAUUGCCCACAGAGAUCUUAAGCCAGAGAAUCUGUUAUACACAUCUCGACAACCUGAUGCAGAACUCAAACUCACUGACUUUGGGUUCGCCAAAGAGACCACGGCACAGAACUCCCUGGCCACACCCUGCUACACUCCAUACUACGUAGCCCCAGAAGUUCUUGGCCCUGAAAAAUAUGACAAGUCAUGUGACAUGUGGUCUCUCGGGGUCAUCAUGUACAUACUGUUGUGUGGAUAUCCACCUUUCUACUCUAACAAUGGAUUGGCUAUUUCUCCUGGAAUGAAGAAGCGGAUUCGUAACGGCCAGUAUGAGUUUCCCGACCCAGAGUGGGCGGAUGUAUCGAGUGAAGCUAAACAGCUUAUUCGGUGCCUGCUCAACACAGAUCCCACAGAGAGAAUGACCAUCUCAGAGUUCAUGAAUCACCCAUGGAUCAAUCAGUCUAUGGAAGUUCCUCAGACCCCUCUGCACACCAGCCGCAUCCUCAAUGAAGAGAGCAGUGUCUGGGAAGAGGUUAAGGAGGAGAUGACCAAUGCCUUGGCGACUAUGAGAGUGGACUACGAUCAAAUUAAAAUCAAGACCAUAGAAGACUCGUCCAAUCCACUCCUUCUGAAAAGAAGAAAGAAAGCGGCUAGUAUGGGCGGGACUGGUGGAUCUCUCUGCGACAUUUACGCCAAGAAAACUCUCAUCGCCCUUUGUCAGGACUGUCCUCUGGAGUGCACCUGUCCCUCAUCCUAUCCCACAGCCAUGUACUGCAAUAACCGCAACCUACGACACAUACCCUACGUGCCCACACGGAUGAAGUAUGUCUACUUCCAGAACAACCAGAUCACCACCAUUCCAGAUGGAGUCUUUGACAACGCCACAGAGCUCUCUUGGAUCGUCCUCCACAUGAACCAGCUUGACUCCGACAAGAUCGGCAAGAACGUGUUCGCCAAGCUGCGUAACCUCAACCUCCUCUACCUGCACCACAAUCGCUUGACCAGUGUGCCGGAGGGACUGCCACGCUCACUCCGCGAUCUGAGGCUUAACCACAACAACAUCUCUCUCAUUCCUGCGGACGCUUUUCGUGGCAUGGACAACCUAACCACCCUGCUUCUCUAUAGGAACGCCAUCCAGGAGGUGGGUAAGGCUCUGCAGGGGCUCCCUUUGUUAAAUGUGCUGGACCUGCGUGGGAACAGGCUGCGGAAGGUUCCAGAUGGCCUGCCAGAGAGACUGAGUCAGCUCUAUCUUGAGUUCAACCUUAUCGAGGCAGUGCCGGACAACUUUCUCAGCCUUCGGCCUGCACUUCAGUUCGUGAGGCUGGCUCACAACAGGCUCACAGAUGGAGGAAUCCCUGCCAACACCUUCAAUGUGAGCACACUGAUAGAGCUGGACCUAUCACAUAACAAGCUAGAGAGGAUCCCAACUGUCAGCACGAGCCUGAAGAACCUGUACUUGCAGGCCAAUCAGAUCAAAGAGUUCUCUCUGAGCAGUUUCUGUAGGGUUGUGGACAUAACAAAUUACUCCCAAAUUCGCGUGUUACGACUUGAGGGCAACGAGAUCAGCUCCCGCGACGUGCCCCCGGAGACUGUGUACUGUCUGCGCCUAGCCGGUAGCUUCAGCCUGUAA
Molecule: messenger RNA, 2103 nt
Organism: Chanos chanos (milkfish)
Lineage: Eukaryota; Metazoa; Chordata; Actinopteri; Gonorynchiformes; Chanidae
Product: MAP kinase-activated protein kinase 2-like
Exons: 13
Coding region: 1-2103 (700 amino acids)
Biological process (GO): protein phosphorylation
Molecular function (GO): ATP binding; protein binding; protein kinase activity
Source: RefSeq, a predicted model, not a curated record